AUGGAUACCAUCUCUGACGAACAGACGCUUGGACAGGAGGUUACAAAGAAUACAGAAUGUAUAAGUAAUGAGUUAUUAAGUGGUAGUGAAGUUGCUUUUCCAGAUGAGAAUGAAUUCAGUUUGCAAUGUAAUGAUGAGUUCAGUUUGCUGGGUGAGAGUGAAAUCGAUUUGCAAGGUGAGGAAGAAGAUGAUUUAGUAAGUGAAGAUGAAGUUGAUGUGCAACCUGAGGAGACUUUUCAAUCAAGAAGUAAUGAUUCUUUUUUAAACUCAAAUGAAGACAAAGAGAAGAAAGAAGAACUAUAUAUCGGAAUGGAGUUUAGUUCCGAUGAGAGUGCAUAUAGAGCUUAUGCUAAAUAUGGAGGAAAAUCUGGUUUCAAUGUGAGGAAACAACGCAGGACAAGAAACAAGAAGGGUUUGGUUGUUAGGUUAGUUUAUUGUUGCUCAAAAGAAGGUUACCGAAAGACCAAAACAAAGGGGGAAACAUCUUAUUCAGUACCAGUUACAAGGGUCGGUUGUAAAGCCCAUAUGAGUUGUUAUCGUCAAAACAACGGAAAAUUAAAGAUUGUGUCGUUUGAGAGGAAUCGUAAUCAUGAGUUGAUUAAAACACCUAUGAAGCAUAUGUUAAAGAUCAAUAGAAGUUUCUCUAAAGCUCAAAAAGAGCAUGCUGAUGAUGCUGAGAUGUCAGGAAUUUCAGCAAAAGCAACAGUUGAAUUGAUGAGUAGAGAAGUUGGAGGACGAGAGAAUCUUGGUUUUAUGGAAAAGGACUAUCGGAAUUACAUACAUCGAAAGCGAAGGGUGAAUAUGGAAAAGGGAGAUGCUGGAGCUAUAUUGCAAUACUUCCAAAAAAUGAAAGAGGAUAAUUCAUCUUCUUUUUAUUCAAUGCAGCUUGAUGAGGAUGAUAUGAUCACAAAUAUUUUUUGGGCAGAUGAGCGUUCAAUAAGUGAUUAUGGUCUUUUUGGGGAUGUCGUUUGUUUUGACACAACUUAUCAAACUAAUGAAUAUGGUAGACCAUUUGCUCCAUUUGUUGGGGUCAAUCAUCAUAAGCAAACAGUGGUGUUUGGUGCAGCUCUAUUAUAUGACGAAACCAUUGAGUCCUUUAAGUGGCUUUUUGAGACUUUUCUUGGAGCGAUGUCUGGAAAGCAACCAAAGACCAUACUUACAGACCAAUCUGCAGCAAUUGCUAGUGCAAUAGCAGAAGUAUUUCCUGUGACUUAUCAUAGACUAUGUAUUUGGCAUAUUUACCAAAAUGCUGCAAAGAGAUUGAGUCAUGUGUUUCACGGAUCACAACAAUUUGCUCAUGAUUUUGGAAAGUGUGUAUAUGACUAUGAGGAUGAAGAUGAUUGGUUAUUAGCAUGGAAUAAUAUGCUCGAGAAGCACAAUUUGAAGGAGGAUAAAUGGUUAAAGAAUUUGUUUGAUGUGAGAGAAAAAUGGGCAUUGGAGGUGUAUACCCCAGAAGCUUUUAGACUCUUCCAGCAACAAUACACAAGUAUUGGUGAUUAUGUUGCUAAUAAAGUUAGCAAGUCUGAGAUGCAAUAUGAAUACAAAGUAUCUUAUCGUGGUGUUGCUCGAGAGCAUUUGGUAAAAUUUGAUGCUUCAAUGCAAACAAUAACUUGUAGUUGCAUGAAGUUUAAUUUUGUUGGGAUUUUAUGCCGUCAUGCAAUGAAAGUGUUGGAUAGGAAGAAUGUGAGAAGAAUCCCUCCUACUUGCAUAUUAAAUCGAUGGAGUAAAGAAGCUAAGGCAAGGAGCAUCACUAGUUAUCAUGGACCAAAGACUGAUGAAAAUCUGAAGCAGUCGAUUGGAAAGCGAUACAGCCAUUUGUGUCGUAAUUAUCGUGAGAUUGCAUCCUUUGCCUCAGAACAUGAGGAACUAACAAGGUAUGCAAAUGAAUAUGCCAUUGAGUUGCUUAAAAAUUUGGAAGAAAAGAAGAAGAAACUGUUGAAAGAAGAUGCAUGGGUGAUUCAAACAUCAGAUGUUGGAGCUUUAGAAGGUGAAGUAUCAAAUGCACGUGGAGUUAAAAGAAAAGCUACUGUUGGACGACCACGCGGUCGUCAUGGUAGAUUUAAAGGUGUCCUUGAAGGGAAGAGUUGUAAAGCCACAUCUAAAGCAUCAACAUCUCUAGCAAGUAAAGCUGCAGCAAAGAAACAACUAUCCUUCCAGGACUCUAUUCCUACUAGUGACAAUUGCGAGCAACAAGAAGUCAAUGAAUAUGAAGUUCUAAUGCUUGAUUCAGCAACUCAAGAGUCCAAUCUUAGUGCUGGUACCCAAGUAUCAGUUUAUGGCACAGGUCUAACUUUGCAGAACGACUUUUCUUUCACUCAAAUGCUCCAGGAAAUUUCAAUGAAUCAUAUUUGCUCUUCACAAAGCAAUGAAGGAGGCAAAGAGCAGUCUGGAAGUUGA
This is a messenger RNA of Rosa rugosa (rugosa rose), 2397 nucleotides long. RefSeq names its product protein FAR1-RELATED SEQUENCE 5-like. The record is from RefSeq and is a predicted model, not a curated record. NCBI's taxonomy places the organism in Eukaryota, Viridiplantae, Streptophyta, Magnoliopsida, Rosales, Rosaceae. The transcript has 6 exons. Bases 1 to 2397 code for a protein of 798 amino acids. Gene Ontology annotation, biological process: regulation of DNA-templated transcription. Gene Ontology annotation, molecular function: zinc ion binding.